Leguminivora glycinivorella is the source of this 2779-nucleotide messenger RNA. RefSeq names its product opsin-3 (gene Rh5). The transcript has 8 exons. Bases 118 to 1260 code for a protein of 380 amino acids. Gene Ontology annotation, cellular component: membrane. The record is from RefSeq and is a predicted model, not a curated record. NCBI's taxonomy places the organism in Eukaryota, Metazoa, Arthropoda, Insecta, Lepidoptera, Tortricidae. Gene Ontology annotation, biological process: visual perception; G protein-coupled receptor signaling pathway. Gene Ontology annotation, molecular function: G protein-coupled receptor activity.
UAAGGUCGGACUACUCACUUCGUCUACAGUUUUUAUUUAUAUUUUUAAUUCACAAAUGUUGAGAUUGGUACUCAUAGUGUAGGUAGUCCGCCAUUUUGUUUUGGGGUCGUGUGCAAAAUGGCUGCCAACUUCACGGAUGUGAUCGGGCCUAUGGCGUAUCCAUUGAAAAUGGUAGCCAGAGAGGUGGAAGAGCACAUGCUGGGAUGGAACAUUCCAGAAGAACACCAAGACAUGGUCCACGAACACUGGCGAGCUUACCCCGCCGUUAGCAAAUACUGGCACUAUGGCAUGGCGCUCGUCUACACAGUUCUUAUGUUCACAUCGCUGACGGGCAAUGGGAUAGUCAUCUGGAUAUUUAGCACCUCAAAAUCCCUGCGAAGCGCCAGCAACAUGUUCGUGAUCAACCUGGCGAUCUUCGACCUGAUGAUGAUGCUGGAGAUGCCAUUACUCAUCAUCAACUCCUUCUACCAACGCACAGUUGGUUACCAAAUGGGUUGCGACAUUUAUGCCGCACUAGGGUCCCUAUCUGGCAUAGGGGGCGCUAUUACGAAUGCUGUCAUCGCGUUCGAUAGAUACAAAACGAUAUCCUGCCCACUGGACGGGCGCAUCAACAAAGUGCAAGCGUCCUUGCUCAUCAUGUUCACGUGGUUCUGGGCGACACCCUUCACAGUGCUACCCUGGGUCCAAGUCUGGGGAAAAUAUGUGCCAGAGGGCUUCCUGACGACGUGCUCGUUCGACUUCCUGACUGACGACCAGGACACGAAGGUGUUCGUGGCCUGCAUCUUCGUGUGGAGCUACUGUAUCCCCAUGUCGCUCAUAUGCUACUUCUACUCUCAACUCUUCAGUGCCGUACGCCUCCACGAGCGUAUGCUCGCCGAGCAAGCCAAGAAGAUGAACGUCAAAUCCUUGGCAGCCAACAAGGAGGACGCCGGGAAGAGCGUCGAGAUCCGCAUCGCUAAAGUAGCAUUCACCAUUUUCUUCCUCUUCGUCUGCGCGUGGACGCCAUACGCUUUCGUUGCGAUGACUGGGGCGUUUGGAGACAGGAGUAUACUGACGCCAGUGGCAACGAUGAUCCCGGCUGUGUGCGCUAAAGUGGUCUCCUGUAUAGACCCCUGGGUAUACGCCAUUAACCAUCCCAGAUACAGGGCCGAGCUGGAGAAGCGGCUGCCCUGGCUUGGAGUACGUGAGCAAGACCCUGAUGCAGUCUCAACCACCACCACUGUCAACACGGCCGCCACAGGAACUCAGGCUGAAGCUUGAACUAUAGUAUAAAUCUCUGACGCAAUCUGUACAAAUCUCAGUCAAAACUGGCGCAGUGUCCAUGAACCAGCGUUGACACCACAUGACCUUGAGAUAAGGCUAACUUUAAUGUAUCUCUUAGUUCACGAACCUGUGGUCUAGUACCAUCGGUACACGACUUGGAUCUCAUGCUGAAGCUUAUAGAUCUCUCUUGGCUUGAGGCUCAAAUCAUGAAUCCAGUCAUGCAAUUUGUUUAAAUCGCAGUGACCUUGAUCCGACUCCUGCAGAGCACUUGAACAAUGGGCAUUUGAACAAUAAAAUUGUUCUGUAUGUCGUAAUCUUUACAAAUCGAACGGCCCGCAAAGCACAGUGCGCACACUAGACGUGUGCGCAAUUUCAUAUUUGCUUAAUAGUCUGCAAAAAAAGUUAUCGGUGACAAAGUUACCCGUGGGCGCAUACCCCUAGACACCGAUUUUUGUUAUCCUCUAACGCCCUACUUAAUAUCCCUUAACUAUAUAUCCAAACUAUUAGGCCAAUGUCCAGAACUGCUAAGUCAAAUCUAUGAUUAUAGUACAUCCUGCAGUUUCCGAUAGCAGGCAGAUCCCACUAUAAGGUUUCUAGAACUUUAAUUCACCCUUCAAACAGUAACCCUUUAUAUAGAUUUUUGUUAUAUUCUUUACUUAAUUUUACCUACAUUCGAUUUUAUAAUGACAAUAUUCAAGAGACUCAUGUGAGUUGGUCGUAUCUUCCACCAAAUUCUAAAUAAAGAUUUACUGGGAAAGUUUUACCUAUAAACGAUUUUUAUACAAAUACCUAGGUAAUUAUUUAUAAAAUGUAUUCCAAAUUUCCUCGAAAACGAUACCAAUACCCAUUCAAGAAAGAACGAAUCAAACAAACGUAUUCAGGUUAAACAUAUUUCAUUGUGUAGAUUAAAAAGGAUUUUUCGGAGCAGAAUAUCAGCCCACGGGACUCUCAAUAAUGGAAACCUAAACGAAUCUGUAUUUCACAUUUAAAUGGAUUUCUAUUUAUUAAUCAAAGACAUUAAUUUAGCUGAAAAACUUUUAAUAAUUAGAGAGCAUUUGAUGAAUGGUUUUUAAGGAAUCUAGGUGAGCUUCAAUUUAUUUAAUCAGAUUAAUGAAAUAUUUCGAAGCCUGAGUAGACUGAGAUUUAUAUUGAUUGCUUUUAACUAAUAUUUUGUAACAUUUACUAUUUGUAUACUUUGAGUACGAAUCUCUAAUAAACAUAAUUUUAGUAGGUACUUUUGUUAUCCUUCUAAAUCUCAGAGUCAUCUGUGCAUUAUUGAAUUAUAGUUAAAAAUUCUAUUUGAUUUUUAGUCCUUAAAAAGGGACGAUGGGACUUAGGAGGAUUUUGAUCGGAUCUUUGAUUAAUGACCCGCUGCCCUAAUGGAUUCCGAUGACGCAAUGUUUUUUUUUACAAAGGAAGCAAAAUAUAAAAAAUCACAAAAAAAUGUACGGACCGAUCCCGACGACAAUGGCUAACGACUUCGAAGCAAAUAAAAGUGAAUAAGCAAAUGAUAUUG